AUGAAGAAGACACAAGCAAUGACUACAGAAGUAUUUAGUCUAUGCAUAAUUACUACUGUGAUACAAUUAUGUUUGACAACACACACCACUAAUCUGACAAAAGAAAGAUGUCAGGUUGCAGUACAAGAAGCACUUUCAAUGGGACUGAACUUCCAAGCGCCCCCUAACCUUCCUAUAUUUC
Messenger RNA from Trichobilharzia szidati, 181 nucleotides. NCBI's taxonomy places the organism in Eukaryota, Metazoa, Platyhelminthes, Trematoda, Strigeidida, Schistosomatidae. The record is from the annotation of a GenBank genome assembly.